This is a messenger RNA of Entelurus aequoreus (snake pipefish), 1594 nucleotides long. It is a transcript of the gene atcayb, whose product is annotated as ATCAY kinesin light chain interacting caytaxin b. The transcript has 15 exons. NCBI's taxonomy places the organism in Eukaryota, Metazoa, Chordata, Actinopteri, Syngnathiformes, Syngnathidae. Gene Ontology annotation, biological process: apoptotic process. The record is from RefSeq and is a predicted model, not a curated record. Gene Ontology annotation, cellular component: cytoplasm. Bases 16 to 1269 code for a protein of 417 amino acids.
UAACGUUGUGCAUGAAUGCACAAAGUGCAGAUCACAACACCCUUUGACUUCUCUUUUGACCAGAAGCAUGCUGACAAGACUUCAGAGUCAAGGUUACUAUACAGAGGACCCCCGCAUCAGCACCACCCGCGUGUCCCCCUCCUGGAUUCAGACCGGGGAUGCUCGCUCAUCUUUGAAGGAGCGUCACAACAGCACACAGAAGAUCCUUUUAAUCCAGAGCUGAUUCGCCGCAAAAGCAUGGGGACAGCGGAGGCCACGCUACGUAUGGACAGCAUGGAGGUGAAGGACGAGUGGCAGGACGAAGACUUCCCCAGGCCUCUACCAGAAGAUGGAGACGGCCUCACCGACGCCAGAAGCAACCCCCCCAGCAGUCUGAACGUGGGACAGUCCAGGGACCAGUCCAAGCGGCGCACGCUGAUCGCCCCCGACAUGAACCUGUCGCUGGAGCAGAGCGAGGGCUCGGUGCUCUCCGACGACCUGGACAUCAACGUGGACGACAUGGAGACGCCCGACGACACCGACUCGCUGGGGUCCGCCAAUAACGGCAACGAGCUGGAGUGGGAAGACGAUACUCCCGUGGCCACCGCCAGGUGUCUUCCGGGUGAAGAAGGUGAGGAAGAGCGAGACUCGUCGGGCCGUCUGUGGCGAACAGUGAUCAUCGGCGACCAGGAACAACGCAUCGACAUGCAGGUCAUCAGACCCUACCUGAGGGUGGUCACACACGGAGGUUAUUACGGAGAAGGUCUGAACGCCAUCAUUGUGUUCGCGGCCUGCUACCUUCCCGACAGCAGCUGUGACGACUACGCGUACAUCAUGGAGAACCUCUUCCUGUACGUGGUGAGCAGCCUGGAGCUCCUGGUGGCCGACGACUACAUGAUCGUGUAUCUGAACGGAGCCACGCCUCGCAGGAAGAUGCCCGGCAUUGGCUGGCUGAGGAGAUGCUACCAGAUGAUCGACAGGAAAUUGAGGAAGAACCUGAAAUGUCUCAUCAUCGCUCACCCGACCUGGUUCAUCAGGACCGUCCUGGCCAUCUCGCGCCCUUUCAUCAGCGUGAAGUUUUUGGAUAAGAUUCGAUACGUGCACACACUGGAGGAGCUCAACCAGCUCAUCCCCAUGGAACAUGUCCAGGUGCCGGACUGUGUGUUGCAGUACGACGAUGAAAAGAUCAAAGCCAGAAUGGACCAAGAGCAGCAACACGCCAAGGCAUCGACGCUGCUGCCUAAAGAAAGGCCAAAGUCGACCGUCGCCGAGAUCGGCCGUGACAUCUGACACGAAGAUCUUUGACUGGUCAAGACUGGAUCUGUCCCAUGCAGGACAAUCAUUUGUCAUUCAGAUCCAACAGAUGUGUCAAUCUAUUUUUGAGAAAGGUGUCUUGUGCUUCGUUAUUAUCGUUCUGAUGAUUGGCAUGAUGAUGAUGUUGUUGAUGGACCUCCUGGUAACGAUGCAACGGUGGCAUGCUUGUUGAUACCUCUUUGUUGCUGUUAUCCUCUCGUUUUCGAAGUUGUUUGCCAGAUGGAAAUCAUCAGCUGCUACAAAUAUUAAUGUGUAAAUAUUCGCUGUUUGUAAAAGAAUAAUAAACAUGUUUGUCACGCUA